CUCUCUUUUCUCUCCCAGCAUCAAGAUGAAGUUUGCAAGGAUGCUGGAGAUCUUCCCAGUUCUAGCCAUCCUUACAGGCCACAUCAGCUGUGUUGUGGUGACCGUCCCUGAGAAGACAGUGAAUGUCACCACGGGUGGAAACGCAACCCUGCUCUGUACAUACACAAGUUCUGAACCACUGGAAAAUUUCUUUAUUCAGUGGAGCUUUUACAGUGCCAAAGAGAGCCAACUUCACACACGUUCCCCGUGUCGUGGUAUUCUGAGUAUGGAUGAAAAGUCAGUCAAUGAGUGUCAAAAGAUGGUGUAUGUCACAGAUGCACGGGGAAGAUGUAGCUGGAGAUACAAGAUAUAUUAUUAUUCAGAAGGCCAGUCUUACUCCUAUGGAGAGUUUAAGAACAGGAUAACAGCUGCAACGGGUCCAGGGAAUGCCUCAAUAACAAUCUCCAACAUGCAGCCCUCUGACACCGGGUCCUACACCUGUGAAGUUUUCAGCCCACAGGGUGAUGCUGGACAGAGCCAAAAAUCUGUGAUUGUCAGUGUGCUGGUCAAACCCUCACAACCUUUCUGCAAAAUAGAAGGCGUGCCUGAAAAAGGCCAUCUGAUCUACCUCUUAUGCAGAUGUGAAGAAGGACUGCCUCACCCUACCUACCACUGGUACAAAGUGGAUGGGAACUCCCUCAAACCUGUGACUGAACAGCCAAAUCCAGCCACGGGUGUUCUUUACCUUGGCAAUCUCACCACCUUUGAAACUGGGUACUACAGGUGUGUAGCCAGCAACCUCCUGGGGAACAGCACCUGUGAGCUUGACCUGACUGCAAAACAUUCAGAUGGUGGUAUUAUUGCUGCAGCAUUAAUUGGAGCAAUUCUGGCAGCUGCUAUAAUUUGCAUUAUUGUCUGGGUCUUAACCAAGAAGGCAAAGAAUAAGAAGUCAUCGAGUAAUGAGAUGCAAGAAAUGACUCAGAAACAGUCCAAUGCAGAGUAUGUUCAGGUACCUAAUGAAGACAACAUCCCUGUGACCACAGUUCCACCAAGCAAUGCAACAGCUGAAUACCCAAGUGGCGAUGGAACUGCAGCCCCCGGGACACCUGACAGUGAGGAGAAGCAAGAAUUGGGAAAAGAAGAAAUAGCCUAGAGUUUUAAUACAGUUUUCCUUGACAGCUUUGGACCCCUUUAAACAAAAAUUGUUGUCAUUGAACUAAUAUAGAAGCAUGACUACAUACAUAGGCAUUUGUAUUGUGAACUACUGGGCUGGAGAUGGAAACACAUGAACUUUGUGAAUAGCAGAUUUGGCUUUUAAAGUUAAACACAUUUCAUUUAUGUUCUAGUUAUUAUUAUACAUAAGUAUAAAAAAGACUUUCAUCCACAUUUGUCCAACCUAUUUUGCAAAGUUAGGAAGUGGGCUGAAACACUUAACAAAAUAAGAGCUUUCCAGUCAAUUAUCUGUAAAGCUGUAUGUGUCCAUCCAGUUCUGAACCACAGCAGUCUUCUCCAGAAGCAGUUUUGGCCAACCUCAUGUUCCCUGUGCACCCAGAACAACCAUCGUGGCCAAUACCCUGCAGUCUUUAAAGGAACUGAUUUUGCAUGUCAAAAGUAAAAUGAAGUUUCAUCAAUGUUAUUAGAAUGGAGAAUCAGAUGUUAAGUAAGAUGACAUGCAGACACAGCUGCUUCCAAAACUUAGAAUACUGCCUACCCUACAACAAGAUUUCAUUGAUUCCUGUGCUGAUUUAAAUCUAUUUCCAGGCAACUGUCCU
This is a messenger RNA of Calypte anna (Anna's hummingbird), 1751 nucleotides long. RefSeq names its product V-set and immunoglobulin domain containing 1 (gene VSIG1). Gene Ontology annotation, biological process: epithelial cell morphogenesis; maintenance of gastrointestinal epithelium. The transcript has 8 exons. Bases 26 to 1132 code for a protein of 368 amino acids. Gene Ontology annotation, cellular component: plasma membrane. Lineage: Eukaryota; Metazoa; Chordata; Aves; Apodiformes; Trochilidae. The record is from RefSeq and is a predicted model, not a curated record.